UGCCCUGCCCGCGCCCAGCGCCAACCCGCCGGGGUCCCCGCGCCGGACCCAGCAGCUCGGCUACCCGGGGCCGGACCGAGGCCGCAAGAAGCGCCGCGGGGUGUGGGGCGGACCCAGGAGAUGAAAUGACAACGUCAACCCUCCAGAAAGCCAUUGACCUGGUGACAAAAGCCACAGAAGAGGAUAAAGCCAAGAAUUACGAGGAGGCACUCCGGCUCUACCAGCAUGCCGUGGAGUAUUUCCUACACGCUAUCAAAUAUGAGGCACACAGCGACAAGGCCAAGGAGAGCAUUCGAGCCAAGUGCAUGCAGUACCUAGACCGAGCGGAGAAGCUGAAGGAUUAUUUACGAAACAAAGAGAAGCAUGGCAAGAAGCCAGUCAAAGAAAAUCAGAGUGAGAGCAAGGGCAGCGAUAGUGACAGUGAAGGGGAUAAUCCAGAGAAAAAGAAACUGCAGGAACAACUGAUGGGUGCUGUUGUGAUGGAGAAGCCCAACAUUCGGUGGAAUGAUGUGGCCGGGCUCGAGGGGGCCAAGGAGGCCCUCAAAGAAGCUGUUAUUUUGCCAAUUAAAUUCCCACAUUUGUUCACAGGCAAGCGUACGCCUUGGCGAGGGAUACUGCUCUUUGGACCCCCUGGCACAGGCAAAUCCUACCUGGCCAAAGCGGUGGCGACAGAGGCCAACAACUCCACCUUCUUCUCUGUGUCCUCCUCAGACUUGAUGUCUAAGUGGUUGGGGGAGAGUGAGAAGCUAGUCAAGAACCUGUUUGAGCUGGCCAGGCAGCACAAGCCUUCCAUCAUCUUCAUCGAUGAGGUGGAUUCCCUCUGCGGGUCCCGCAAUGAGAAUGAGAGCGAAGCUGCUCGAAGGAUCAAAACGGAGUUCUUGGUCCAGAUGCAGGGGGUGGGGAAUAACAACGAUGGGACCCUGGUUCUCGGUGCCACAAACAUCCCGUGGGUGUUGGAUUCAGCCAUUAGAAGGAGGUUUGAAAAGCGGAUUUACAUCCCGCUGCCCGAGGAGGCUGCCCGUGCCCAGAUGUUCCGGUUGCAUCUGGGGAGCACCCCCCACAACCUCACUGAUGCCAACAUCCACGAGCUGGCCCGGAAGACGGAAGGCUACUCAGGCGCUGACAUCAGCAUCAUUGUGCGGGACUCCCUCAUGCAGCCUGUUCGAAAAGUACAGUCGGCAACACACUUCAAAAAGGUCUGUGGCCCUUCCCGCACCAACCCUAGCGUUAUGAUCGAUGACCUCCUGACCCCAUGUUCCCCAGGGGACCCAGAGGCCAUGGAGAUGACUUGGAUGGAUGUCCCUGGUGACAAACUCUUAGAGCCUGUGGUUUGCAUGUCGGACAUGCUCCGGUCUCUGGCUACCACUCGGCCCACCGUGAAUGCAGAGGACCUCCUGAAAGUGAAGAAAUUCUCAGAGGACUUUGGACAGGAGAGUUAAAAAUUUCUUCACUCGGUGAUGGUGAAGGUGGGAGGAAUUGAUUGGGGUAAAAAAAAUCCACGGCACCCCCCAUGUCAGCAGCCAGACAGGGCCCGGGGCUCAUCUUCACGUCACUCUGGCGUCCCCUCUGCUGUCUGGCCACCAGCCGGGGAGUGGGAAGGAAGGGCCUCCGGGGCCGCAGAGACACAGAAGCACAUUCGGCACUGGGUGGAAUACUGGUUCUUCCUACUUCUUCCUACUGGUUCUCCUCCUCUUCUGGAUGCUCAUCAACUCCUUGUCCUGCCCCUCCACGUUUUGUUUUGUUUUUUGAACCUUUCUUUGUUCCCCUAAAUUAAUGCUGCUUGGAUUUUUGUCUUCUUUAUAAAUAAAGUUAAAAUCUCCCAGAAGCGUCAAGGAGUAGGAGCAGCCCACACUGUGGGGCUGGUGCAGACCGUCAGAAUGGCUUGCCAGCUCCCUCCGCCCUUUCCUUCUAACCCAAGUUUUACUCCUUGUGCACACAAUGGCGAAUGCCCUAGGUCGCCAGCCCAAGCCCUGCCUGUAAAGGUUGAGAGUAAAGCCAAGCCAUUCCCAACCCCUACGUCAGCAUCCCCGGCCCUGUGUCCUCCCUGCAGGAGGAGAGGAUGGUUUUUGUGAGCACAAAGCUAUGUAGAUCAGAAUGAGUGAGGGCAGUCAGGUAGGGUUUCACUGCUGCCUUCUCUUCCCUCUGAAUGUGAGAACGCUGAACCCAGCCACUGCCCCUGGCACCCCGCCCUGGAAAUGGGCUAAUAAAUCCUUUUCCCUCUUGA
Lynx canadensis (Canada lynx) is the source of this 2224-nucleotide messenger RNA. RefSeq names its product vacuolar protein sorting 4 homolog A (gene VPS4A). Gene Ontology annotation, biological process: endosomal transport; vacuole organization. Gene Ontology annotation, molecular function: ATP hydrolysis activity; ATP binding. The coding region runs from base 126 to 1439 and encodes 437 amino acids. The record is from RefSeq and is a predicted model, not a curated record. The transcript has 11 exons. NCBI's taxonomy places the organism in Eukaryota, Metazoa, Chordata, Mammalia, Carnivora, Felidae.